AAAUGCGAUUGAAAAUUCAAUUUGGGCCAGUAACUGAUCAUAUUUCCCUCUCAGAGCUGUAUAACCGAAGCGCAAAAAUACGAAGGGUCUCUUUUCAAAGGCAAGAAAACCAAAGCUCAACAGCAGUCGCGUACAACAAAUGGCGCGUCGCAAUCCCUCGUCCCUCGCAAACCAUAUGUCGAAGAUGCCCUCGAUGUCGACUCCGGUACCGUCGCAAUUGUGGAUGCGCCGCCCGCAGCCCCGAGUCCACCACCCGUCAAUGUCUUUGACUUCCUCGUCGACAACAAAUCUCGCGACACUCUCGCGCUGGAACAGGAGAACGGGCGGAUGAUCGACCACGCGCCUCAUGCGGAAACAGAACCGGAACAAGACACCAUGUCGGUCGACAAGCACUCGGACAAGCACGACUCGAAAGCCAACCCCUUCCAGUUCCAAUCCAAGUCUCCUCACGACCUCCACCCCGAAUUUACCUCUCAAAGAGAAUACGAAUCAUCCGGAUUUGGCUACGGCGCCGCGCCUGUCCCACCUACCUUCGACCGCUUCGACAGCUACGGCACCCUUCCCCCGUAUCCCAACGGCCACAGCCACGACCUACCUCCUCCACCCUCCGCACGCACCCCCGGAGCACCCGCUAUAAACUAUAAAUACGUGACCCCGGCCCCCGCUCACCACCGCACCAAGUCCCUCGACCACGACACCCCAAGCACCAGCACCACCAAGAAGAAGCGCAAGCGCGCCCCGGUCGAGGACCUCGAUCUCUCCGCCCGCCAGCACCAUCACGCGCACUCCGGUCCCACCUCCGCCGCGCUGCCGCACACCGCCGACAUCCACAUGGCCGACGCGUUGGAAGCAACGCCCGGCCUCCAUACCGGGCUUACCGGCGGAUUGUCCCGGCUGCUCCAUCGGCAUGAGUUCCCAGGGUCGCCUGACUACCCUAGAGGCGCCGUCCAGGACAGUCCGCUCAGUCCGAUGAAGCGGGCGAAGCAGGCGGACGGAGGAUUCAUGUCCGAGGAAGUGCGAAAGUCACGUGCGUGGAGGGAGCGGGAGCGAGAUCGGGAGGCGGGGAUGGAAGAGGAAAAGGCGAAAGGGAAGAGUUCGCGGUUAGUGCGAGAUGUAGCGCAGCGGCGGGCGGAGCGGGAGCAGCGGAAGGAGAAGGAGAAGGAGAAAGAUAAAGACAAGGACAAGGACAAGGAGCGAGGACGAUCACGAGUCACGGACACCAUCCGCCGCAUCACCUCGGGCUCCUCCGCCCAGACCAACGCCACCGCCUCCACCGGCGUCACCGCCGACGGCGCGCUCGUCAUGGUCCGCAAGCACAAAACCCACCUGGAGCGCGAACGCCGCCGCCGUAGCGAGAGCAGCGACACCGACAGCGAGCGAGAGCACGAUCGCGAGCGGCGCAGCCGAAGAAAACAGCGCCGCGCGAUCAAAGAGAAUGGCUAUGACAGCGACGGACGGCCGACUCGAAAGCUCAAGGCGAUCGAAUACCAUCGGGAUCGAUCGCGGAGCGCCGAGCGGGAUGCGGGGGCGAUGGUGUUGCAUCCGCACGGGGUGGCGGGGAUGGGGGUGGCGCAGACGAAUGGGAGCGGGGAUAGGAACGGGGCGGCGACUGGGGUGCGGAAGGAUGGGGAGGCGGCGCAGCGGUUGACGAGCUUGUUUCCGACGGCGUCGGCAAGGCAGGAGAUGUUUUUGGGAUUCGUGACGAAGGGCCCCGGGAGCGAGCGGGGGUGUAGUGUCAACAAGGCGUUGAAGCGGUGGCAUCGGGAGCGGUAUGAGCGGUGGUAUCAGAUGGGGAGUAAUGGGCAUGGGAGCGGGCAUGGGAGCGGGCAUGGGGAGGAGGGCAAUGGAGUGGGGAGGGAGGGGAGGACGUUGUUGAGUAAGGGGGAUGAGGAGAAGGAGUUGUGGCGGGGGUUGCGGUUGAGGAAGAAUGAGAGGGGGGAGGUGGUGGUGUUCUUUUAGGCAGGAUGACGUGAUACUGCACAGACUGAGAUGUAUAGUGUUGAUUCAGAGUGGGAUUGAUAUAGUAAUCAAAGAGUUCCUUGGUUAUCCUAUAUAAUUAUGCUGUAUGGUUUGUAGAUUCUGGCGAAGAGUUUAGAGACAUCAUCCAUCCU
This is a messenger RNA of Eremomyces bilateralis CBS 781.70, 2111 nucleotides long. RefSeq lists its product as uncharacterized. The record is from RefSeq and is a predicted model, not a curated record. NCBI's taxonomy places the organism in Eukaryota, Fungi, Ascomycota, Dothideomycetes, Eremomycetales, Eremomycetaceae. The transcript has a single exon. Bases 328 to 1959 code for a protein of 543 amino acids.